Messenger RNA from Mucor mucedo, 1421 nucleotides. RefSeq names its product EXS family-domain-containing protein. Lineage: Eukaryota; Fungi; Mucoromycota; Mucoromycetes; Mucorales; Mucoraceae. Gene Ontology annotation, cellular component: membrane; cytoplasm. The transcript is spliced from 4 exons. The coding region runs from base 132 to 1355 and encodes 407 amino acids. The record is from RefSeq and is a predicted model, not a curated record.
CGUACUACACAUUAAAUAGAGCUACUUGUGUGCUUGUAGUCUAAAGUUAAUGUGUAACAAAAGUCGUAUUUGCUUUUUUAAAGUCCCUUUUCCUUCCUUCUUUUCCUUCCUGAGAUUACGAAUUAGUUCACAUGGAUGUAGAAGGUGCCAUUCUGCCUAUUACAUAUAGACCGAUCGUUCUAUUUUCUAUAGGUAUAUGGGGUUGGGCACUUAAUCUAUUAAUCCUUUCGAAAUGUGGCAUCGACCCUGUCUCAAUACUCCAGCUUCAUCAAGUCGAUAAACACACACCUUUGUAUAAACCUGUAUUCGUUUUAUCGGGGAUAUUGUCAAUGCUGGUAUUGGCAAACCUGUGCUUAUACUGGUACUUUCUGUUACCAAGUAUAGCUAUAUUACCAUAUCUGUCUGGUAUAAUUUUAUUAUUCUGGCCUGGACAAGCCUUAUACAGAAAAGAAAGAAUUCGGUUCAUUAGAAUGUCAAAGAGAGUUUUAUCAUUGAACAUUUGGGCGCCAGUAUUCUUUUCGGACAUCAUCCUUGCAGACAUGUUGACUAGUUUUUCAAACGUAUUUGGAGAUUUUUUUAUAGCCUCAUGUGUUAUAUUUGCUGGGAACAAUUCUUCAUAUUUUAUGGAUAAUACACACAAUCUUUACUAUCGAGAUGUCAUGGUUCCUUUGUUAAUAUGUGUUCCAUAUCUCAUCCGCCUAAAGCAAUGUAUAUCCGAAUUUAUCGAGACGAGAGAAAGACGCCAUGUGUUCAACGGAUUAAAAUACACAUCAUCCAUUCCUGUCAUAGUUGUUUCAGCAAUACAAAGAAAAGCAGCAAUAUAUGUCGCGGAAACAGGAGCAAUACCAAAGCAUUGGUAUUUAAAUGAAGACGGUAUAUUCGAACUUUGGAUUUUUUUUGUGUUUAUCAACUCGAUGUAUUCAUUCUGGUGGGAUAUCUCAAUGGAUUGGAAUCUUGUAAAUAUAUCAUUCAAUUCAACACAGAGUGACCAAGAUAAAAUUAUGGCAUUACCACCGAAGAGACACUCCACCCCAAUCAUUCAUUUUAGACGUCAACUUUAUUUUUCGCAACAUAUUUGGUACAUUGCUGCCAUAUUCUUUGAUUUCCUAUUUCGUAUCACCUGGAGUUUGAAACUUAGUUCACAUAUUUAUAUUAGACAAUUAGACGCCAGUAUAUUUCUACUGCUAGAAGUUAUAAGACGAUGGGUUUGGGUGAUAUUUCGUAUGGAGAGUGAAUGGGUCAAAAGAGUAUAUAAUACUCUUCCUUCACAACAGCCACUUGAAAACCUGCGAAUGAACUUACUGGAUCGUAAAUCUUCAGGCCUAUUAUCCCCAAUUGAAGAGGAGGAUUCGUGACUUCCAUCUACUUUUUUUUACUAUUACUCAUCCCGCUAAUUAAAUCAUAAUAAAUCCUCUUCUUUG